Molecule: messenger RNA, 1328 nt
Organism: Camellia sinensis
Lineage: Eukaryota; Viridiplantae; Streptophyta; Magnoliopsida; Ericales; Theaceae
Source: RefSeq, a predicted model, not a curated record
CAGAGUCGAACUCUCGCUUUCUGGGGUUGACAAACAAACAGACAAUCUUCGUUGCGGUUUGCUGGGUUUGGUUUGGCACCUGAGAGAGCGCUUCUCAAACCCUAGGAAAAAGGGUCUGUCGUCAACUGUACGGAACAUUAAAAAAAAAAAAAAAAAAAAAGCCCGAAGGGUUUUCAAUCUCUGUGACAAGAUCAGCAACACGGAUCUCAACAACGAGGGACAGAAUGGAUCAACAAGGGCAUGGACAGCCACAAGGAGCUCAGCUGCAUUACGGCACGAGCCAAUUUGAACCAAACCAAGUUGGUGGGACCCCUAAUCGAGGACCAGUUGUUACGUCGGUUGGGCCCACACAAUCUCCUAGUCAGCCAGGAGGAGCUCAGCUUGCACAACACCAGCUCGCGUACCAACAUAUCCACCAACAACAGCAACAGCUAUUGCAACAACAACUCCAAUCUUUUUGGGCGAAUCAAUACCAAGAAAUUGAGAAAGUUACUGACUUUAAGAACCACAACCUUCCCUUGGCAAGGAUCAAGAAGAUCAUGAAGGCUGAUGAGGAUGUAAGAAUGAUAUCGGCUGAGGCACCAAUAGUGUUUGCCAGGGCAUGUGAGAUGUUCAUCUUAGAGUUAACUCUGCGAUCUUGGAAUCACACAGAGGAAAACAAAAGGAGGACACUCCAAAAGAAUGAUAUCGCGGCAGCGAUCACAAGGACUGAUAUCUUUGAUUUUUUGGUUGACAUAGUGCCAAGGGAGGAUCUGAAAGAUGAAGCACUUGCAUCGAUCCCGAGAGGAACGAUGCCUGUUGGGGGGCCUGCUGAUGCAUAUCCUUACUAUUAUAUGCCACCUCAGCAUUCGCCUCAGGCUGGAACUCCGGGGAUGAUUAUGGGCAAGCCUGUUCUGGAUCCUGUUAUGUAUGCCCAACAGCCUCACCCCUACAUGGCUCCACAAAUGUGGCCACAGGCACCACAACAACCACAAUCGCCCACGGAUUCUUAGUCGCUGAAGCAUAUACAAUCUCUGGAAAAAAUGGAAGGAGAGAAGUCUGGUUACAUAAAGUGCGCCCCCAGAUGUGAUCUGCUAAAUUAGAUGAGGACUUUGGUAUAAUAUGGCAGAUCAUUAUACUGCUGGUGUUUGUGUUUUGUUUUUGUUUUUUUGUUUUGGUUGUUUACCGUGUCAUUUCCGCUGAAAGUAUAAUUAGAAAUAUUGCCCAAGCAUAAUGCUUUGGCCUAUUACAACUGCAAAAUCCAAAACUGAAUUGUAAUAUCUAGUAUAUUUGAUAGUUGACUAGUGAAUAUUAUUGCGCCAUAUGGGAGUGAUCUGUUUUAUGUUGUU